AUGGCAGCAAUACUACCAGACGACGUGGGGUUCGUGGCCUUACGCCGCCUGGUGCAUGCCGAAUUCUUGCUAUCUGCUGCCGGUAUCGACGAUAUGAAAACUGCUCACCUUCCUGAAGAGUUGGAAGAAGGCAAUAUUGAAUACAAGCAGCAGCUUCUGGAACCGACAUACGACCGUUUACGUCAAUUAACGACACAAAUGAAUUGGCGCCUGAAUGAAGGUGGUGGCACUGCUUUUUACGAGAUUGGAGUAAAGGACAAUGGGGAGGUAUUAGGACUCUCAGAGAACGCUAUACUGCGCUCUUUAGGAGCUUUAGCACGAAUGUGUCGUGUUGUGCAUGCCCAAAUGUCGCUUUCAAGAUUCCGAGUUGGUCGAGAUAUUAGUCACAGAGCAGUGCGCGUUCAGGUCAAGAGAGUGCUGGCACAUACUUCAACCAAGAGACUUCGUGUAUCGGUGAUCGGGGACUUUGAAAGUGGUAAGUCGACACUAGUAGGCGUACUGACGCGUGGACGUCUAGAUGACGGUGCUGGAUUGGCUCGGAUGCAAGUGUGUCGCUACCGCCACGAGCUCGAGAAUGGCUGUACCUCGAGUGUAAGCGAGCACACGAUCGCAGUGGCCGCAGAUGGCCACUUUCGCUGCACGGAUGAGUUAGACACUUGCGAUUUUGGUGACAGUGAUGAAAAAAAAGCGAUACCGAAGUCGAGAAGGCAAGAAAGCUUUAUCACACUGAGUGAUCUGGCUGGACACCAGAAAUACCUUAAGAGUACGGCGUCAGGACUGGCUGGCCAGUAUCCAGACUACGCCAUGCUUGUGAUUGAUGCUGUCCGCGGUGUUCGAGAUAUGACGCGAGAACACGUCAAGAUUGCCACUGCUUUGGAAGUCGCCAUUUUUGUGGUGAUAACGAAGACGGAUCGAGUAACUGGCGAGCGAAUACAACAAUUGCUAGUUGAAGUCACCCGUUUGCUGAAGACGUUUUGUCCAUGCCAACAAAUUGUUUUGGCACCAAAAAGUGUUGAUACGAAUCACAAGGAAAACUUGCUACAGCUUACAUUAGCGUCGAUUGUGCCGGUGUUUCAAGUAUCCAACGUAGAUGGCACUGGUCUGGACGUAGUGCAAGGAUAUUUUGCUGCGCUCGAGCCCAAACAGGUGUGGGCGGCCAAGGCCAUGAAACCUGCUGAGUUUCAAGUCAGUCACGCCUAUGAUAUUGAAGACACAGGUACGAUUCUGACUGGCCUUGUACAGGCUGGAACAUUUGGCGUAGGAGAACAAAUGUUGCUUGGUCCCGACACUGUUGGACAGUUUUGCGACGUAGCGGUCGAAAGCAUUGAAGUGCAGCACAAGGCUGCACAAAGCCUUAGCGCUGGAGAGACGGGCGCUGUACUUAUACGCUUUUUAUGUGCUGCUCAGCCGGCUCAUCGCAUAAGGAAAGGCACUAUACUUGUACAUCCAAGUGUGCGACCUAUGGCUACACGGCAAUUUGAUGCAGAACUGCUUUUCCUGCCGGAUGCCCGCACUUUUCGCAAGAAUUUCCAAGCAGUUAUCCACACUGGUCACGUUAGGCAAAUGGCGAAGAUUGUGCGACUAGAAGACCCCGAUACUUUUGGACCGAGCGUCCCAACUACAUCGCCAUCGAUACUUUCAGCUUCAACUACAAUGUGUCGGUUUGAGUUUAUGUACUGGCCGGAAUACAUUCGUCUGGACUUACCGCUGGUGCUAUGCGAAGGACGUGCGCAGGCUGUCGGUCGUGUCAUACGGACUGUACCUUACUACAGCGUCAGUACUUUACAAGUGAAAUAA
Molecule: messenger RNA, 1797 nt
Organism: Peronospora belbahrii
Lineage: Eukaryota; Oomycota; Peronosporomycetes; Peronosporales; Peronosporaceae
Source: the annotation of a GenBank genome assembly